This is a messenger RNA of Spea bombifrons (plains spadefoot toad), 1573 nucleotides long. RefSeq names its product proline rich membrane anchor 1 (gene PRIMA1). The record is from RefSeq and is a predicted model, not a curated record. The transcript has 5 exons. Bases 303 to 722 code for a protein of 139 amino acids. Lineage: Eukaryota; Metazoa; Chordata; Amphibia; Anura; Pelobatidae.
AGGAAGCAUGCAUCAGUCACCCCGCUGGGAGGAAUCCCACCCUGGCUGUCACUUUAAAUAGACAGAGUGAGAAGGACCCAGGGACUGUCCCACCAUGAAGCUCAGAGACCCCAGGGAGCCAUGGGACGUCUAAUGAGACCCAGUGGAGGAGAAGAACCUGGGAGGUCGCACAGAGCCCCCCAUCUGGCUGCAAACUUUCCCCAAAGAAGACCCAGAAGACCUGGAGCAUGUGAGACCCCCGAGCUCUGCUGAACACAACAUUUCCAAGGUUCUCCAAGCUGUGAGCAGAGCCGGGUGGAGUAAUGCAGAUCGGGGGGCUUCGCGCCCCUGGCUCUUUGUUCGCCUCUCUCCUGAUUCACUGUCUUGCGUUACCUCUCGUCGGUCUCGUCCAGAUCGCUCAGGCUGAGCUCCAGAAGACAUGCGCGAGGUCCACAGCUGAAAGCGUGCCCAGUGCAUGCCCACAGGUGUGCCAGUGCAGACCCCCUCCUCUGCUGCCGCCGCCACCCCCUCCACCUCCGCCUCCAAGACUCCCGCCGCCCGUAAACCAUGCCUCCUGCUGCACGGAAGAGAACUGGUGGUACGUCCUGGUGAUAAUCGUGGCUGCGGUGUUCCUCGGGGUAGUCGUUAUUAUGUGUUACAAAGCAAUAAAACGGAAACCACUACACAAGGAAGAAAAUGGAACCACCAGAGGAGAAUAUGCAAUGACCCUGGAAACCGCGUAACGCGGGUCAGCUGUAACACAGCCACGCAUACGUACCCUCCUUAACGCGAGAGGAAUAAGCCCCCCAGCAUUCACCGAGGCCAACUGCAAAUGGUCAGACAGAGGGGGGCCUCAUAUGGGAACCCAAAAACCCACCAGAUGCAAAGGAGAGAAAGCAUGAUCGCAAAACGCCAUAUCGGAAAGACUAUGAAAGAGGAGACGCCCCCGAGGAACCUUCGCAGCCUGCCCUGAGAACAUAAUCCUUUUAUGAUUGACAGGCGGAAAGGGAUAACUCCCGUCAAGGGCAAGGGAUAAUUCCUCCCGCGUGCGUAAGGAUAACUUCCACCAUUAACAUCUCGCGCUACCUGAUAAUAACUGAUAUACUCGGAAUAACUGAUAAAACCCCCCCAAAAGUUUGAUUAUUUGAUUUCAAACAGAAGAGGUGAAACAGGAACUUCACUGCAUGCACUGCGUUUCCAGAAACAAAAGAGAAACCUUCUAUCAAUUAUUAUCAACAGGAAUAACGAAAGAGGGUGCAGCGUUACCGGACCCCCCAAACCAAUGCAUGCACUCGAUACGUUAACCCAGGACAUACAGCUGAGGUAUCAUUUCUAUGCAAUACCCAAUGGCUGAAGACUUUGAAAGCAAGUGCCGCUAGUGACAUUAACCCAUUCUUUGCCAGAACAAACCAUCGCUAACCCAUUGCGGGCUUCUUCUUGGUUUGACCCUGUGAACGCCAGCAGCCCCCCACCCCCGCAAGACUUUCUUUCUGGCGUUCAGAGGCUGCGAUAAGGUUUCUAGGUGCUCCGAUCAACACUCCGUUAAUGCUAAGCCUCUUUUUAUACUGAAUGAUUUUAUUUAUUUCUUAGGAAA